AUGGAUGAUUCUCCAAGUUCAACCGACUCUGAAUAUUAUCCAAGCUACAUAUUAAGUAGCAAUGGGAAUAUCGUUCAAAAGUCAUCACCUAGUAAAGAAACUCCAAAGCAAGCAUUUCCUAUCCCAGUAGAUCGGAUUGGGAAUUAUCUCCGCUCAGGACAAAAAAUUCAUUUAGUUGGGCCAAGUUUUGGCUGCACUUUUCAUACUAUCAACGAAGAAAAAGACGAAUCCUCUUCUAACGAAAUUAGCCAAAUGCCGAAAAAGCAUUCAAAUUUUCAGCGAAGUCGACAAAGGGUCUCAUCAUUCCAAAACUAUGAGAGGAAUAGAGAACUAUUUAUUCAUAGAAGGCAGCAGACAAUGCUACUCAGCAAUACAAAAAAGAGAGAAAAUCCAAUUUUUGAAGAAAAUUUUAUUGGAAAAACACUGUCAAUCCCUAUACCGAAAUUAGGGAAACUCAAAAAAGUAUUGGAAGACAUUGAAAAUAAAGAACCGAAGAAAAGAGGUAGAAAUAUUUAUCAAAGCUUUACCCAUAGAGAGCAUAAUAAUUAUACACAAGAUCUGCAGGCAAAACUAGAAAGUAUACAUAGAAGAAAUUCUUCAGAAAAUUUAGACAAAAAAGAAAAAGUAAACAUAAGAAUGAGCAAAAGCUCACACAGUACAAAAAAUAUUGCGCCUUUGCCUAAAGAAGUAAUAGACCGAAUUAAAAUGAAAGUUCAAGGAACAAUCGGAUAUAAAGCAGUCAAUAUAGAACUGAAAAAAUACAUUAAUUUCAAACUUAAAAACCCAGUAAGUUUAUCUGGCUAA
Blepharisma stoltei is the source of this 804-nucleotide messenger RNA. The record is from the annotation of a GenBank genome assembly. Lineage: Eukaryota; Ciliophora; Heterotrichea; Heterotrichida; Blepharismidae.